Brienomyrus brachyistius is the source of this 5333-nucleotide messenger RNA. RefSeq names its product partner and localizer of BRCA2 (gene palb2). The transcript has 13 exons. The coding region runs from base 289 to 4536 and encodes 1415 amino acids. Gene Ontology annotation, biological process: double-strand break repair via homologous recombination. Gene Ontology annotation, molecular function: DNA binding; protein binding. Lineage: Eukaryota; Metazoa; Chordata; Actinopteri; Osteoglossiformes; Mormyridae. The record is from RefSeq and is a predicted model, not a curated record. Gene Ontology annotation, cellular component: nucleoplasm.
CUGUUCAGACUAAUUUUGUCGAUCACCGAUUCCUCAUGUUUUUAACCCACAUUGCUUAUACUGUUAAUAUAUAUUACGAUUCGUUGUUUUAAAGAUUUUAAAAGGAUCUUUUAAAUGUUCUUUUAAAUAACUUUUCUAAUUAUAAAUCAUUAUAUGAUAGAUUAAAUGUUAACCGAAUUCGAUUACUUAUGUCUUUCUAGAAAGUUGCGGGAACAAGGUGGAAUCUUAAAAAACUAGGAGACAGCUUUAGAGGGAACGGUAACAGAAAGUAAGCGGCUGUGGGAUCGUAUGCAUAAGAUUCAAGCGAGCAUGGAGGACAGCCUGAACACUUUGUUAAACGGCGAUGACACAGAAAUGUUAAGGGAAAAAUUGGCUUUACUACGAAGAGAGUACAACCGAACUGUUCAGAGAUUACGGCGUGCUGAGCGCUCUGAACUUGUGCGGAAACACGUGAGGAGCAAGAUUGCAGAACAGAAUCGUUCAGAAGUGGAACAGAGUACUGUUACUUCAUCUGAUCCAAGUGUUUCUGAGGUGGAAACCUUUGCUUCUGUUACUCCGAGUGACACUGAUGUCUACUGCAGGGGUACGGCUGUCCGGUUCAGCCUGCCACCUGAAACCAUCAGCCUGUGCACCCGCCCUGGGGACCUUCCUGGUUCUGCUCCCCUCUCUGACAACCGCACGGUCAACCAGGCAGGAAGCCCAACGACUGGCCAAGGCCAACGGCGCCAUUCAGCCCACCGGCUACGGUCACGGCGGAGCUGGUUGCGCUGGGAGCAGAGGGAGCGCUCAGACUCUCAGAGGAGUGAGAGUGGGGAGAGUUCCACCGGGCAGGGGGAUGGUGGGAAGGCGGAUUCUCUGUUGGUCCCUGUCAUUGCUGAGGACUGUCAGCCCGAGGUCCUGUCCUGCAGCAAGGAGGCAGGCUCGUGGGGUCCUAGUGCCCGGGAGAAAUGUGGAGGAAGGGAAGAGGGACUCGAUAAAGCAUUCCAUAGGUCUGUGUCUGUCUCCACCGAGGGGGGUCUGAAAGACAACCCCAGCAUGGAGAAGUGUGAGACUUUAGCAGACCCACUGCUGGGGGAAACUGUACUUUCUGAAACACCAGAGAUUAAUUUUAGCACCCCAAAACACCUGACCAUGCCACCCCCCCCAAGGCCACCCGAUGGUAGUUCAGCGUCGGACGAGGUCGGUGAGCAGCGAGGCUCAAGCCCCCCACCCCCCCCAUCCGAAUCUGGGGAAGUGGGCUGCCUGGACUCCUGCACCGUGAUCGAAGGGCUGCUUUUCCCGGUGGAGUACUACGUGAGGACCACGCGGAGGAUGGCGUCCGCCCAGAGCCGCGUAGACCUGGGCGCAGUGAUUCAGAGCCAGCUGAGCCAUGGCCGGAUGGGCAGAGGCCGCCGACGGCGCCCCGCCGGGCGUGUGACCCGUGACAGCCAAACCUCUGAGGUCACUUCGCAGCCCCAAGCACUGGGUUCCGAAGGCAAGGGCGAGAGCCAAGUGCCUGCGGAACCAAAGAGCUGCCAGACCUCUGACCCUGACUCUGCCGUCUCCAGACGGCAUGCAGGUCGGCGCCGUAGAGGGGGCGCGGGAGGUCGGAGAAGGACCGCCGGAAAGCACUUUAACCCGCCGACUCAGCUUGCCCCCACCCUUGAAGCCUCGUCAACAGGGCCUAUCAUAGCAGCAGAUUUAAUAUCUCAUACAGGAAACCAUAUUCAGACCGCUGAGAAGGAGCUGUACCCUAUAUUUCGGACAAAUGGCAGAGCAAUAAUGUCAGGAUUUAAUUUUGGUGAGGGCAGUUUGCAGAGGGGACAGACAGGGACAGAUCUAUGCGAGUCGCUCCUGCUCCAGUCUCCUGAUCCCGUGCAGCCACCCCCGUGUCCCACGGUGCCGCCGUCUGGUGGAGGUAACUUCAACCUGCGUGCCCUCCUCUCCCGCCUCGACGUCAAAGACUUUCACCUUCCCGAUGAUGAGUUUGGGAGGCUCAAGCUGGACAAGCUUCGGUCAUCAGCCACGGCGAGCUUAGAGGCCGGCCUGCCUCGCCAGUCCCCCUAUAACACUCGUCGGAGGGCAUCCCGGACCCUUUUGGGGGCCGGCCAUCACAAGACAGCUGGAAGCUCUGGAGGGCCGGUUGGCAGCCUUGCCAGGAUGGAUUGCCAGCAGCACGUUCAGGUCCCGCCCAGUGACGGGCCUCCCCAGCUCUCUAAGGAAGUGAAUAGUAUAGCCCAACAGAGUGCUACUGCAGCCAUGAGGAGUUUGGGGAUCAGGGUUGCAGGUGGAAAACAGGGCAGGAGCAACUUCUCUGAAGACGGAGAAGAUGGCAGAGUACCUUCGCCGGAUGCUAGGUCAAGUCAGCUUAAUCCCGUGGUUAGGAACAGCCCAGGUUCCUCCCAGGGUGUCGGGAUGGGGGAGGGAGACAGAGGGGGUGCCGCAAAUUGCAUGGAAGUGGAAGGAGGUGUGGAGGCAAGUCCUGCUGGGGUGGCCCUGUCUCCCUGUGUGCUAAACUUCAGCUCUUCUACUCCAGCACACAAUGAGAAAAGUGAGAGGCCCGUUCUGCCCUUGUUGGGAAGCCCUACAUUACCCUCCCUGGGGGUCACGCCCGCCUUCUCCGCACACUCCAGCCUCUCUUCACAGAACUGCUCGUCCUCGACUCCCCUGAAAGUGCGGAGUUCCGUCGUCCAGCCAGCCACACCCUCCACUUCAUGUGACUCAGAAACGCACAGGGCAGCCUCUAGUGGAGGUACCCCGCCGCCUCUGCUUUGCCAAACCCCAAAGGCACUAAUCCGGUCGCCGAAGCCCCUUCCUGCUGACUUGGUACAGCAGAAGGUUCAUGCGAUGGAGGUGUCGGCCAAUCAGAGUUAUUCACCCAGAACACUUCUGCCUUGCUUCUCUGACUCUCUUUCGUCCUCCAUCCUUGCCAGUAUUACUUCUCAGUGCCACCAGUCUGCUCCCAGUCCGUCCUUGGACCGCAGUGACAUAGAUUCCUCACCCUCCUUGGGCGUCGGAGAGGACCCGUAUGCCCCCACACCCCAAACCAUCCUCAAAGGUGCAUUCGCCCCCAUGAGAGGGCAUGUGGUCAAAAGUCCUCUAGCUGAGACACCUUCAGGGGUGGAUCUGGCACCUUCUCUGCCGCCAGGUUCAUCGCAGAAGGGGGACAACGUCGAAUCUUUAAAUCCCAGUGGGGCAGUCCUGCUGUCUCCAUCCCAGAACUGUCCGGAGGCUGGAGAGGGUGAGCCUCCCUGCCUUGUGAAUGUGGAUGGCAGUAUGGGCGGAGCAAGCAGGAAGUCACAGAGAGAUGUUAAACCUCUGCCUCAGGCUGCCAGCUUGGACAAAUGCUCACGCUCCCAGCAGUCACCGUCUCCAGGAACGGAAGCUGCAGACCAAGACCUGGACAGCUACUUCACCGACUCCACCUGGCCUUCUGCAGGCCAGUCAUGGCCUCCGUGGGGGCAGCCGUCUUCGUCCCAGGGGCCUUUGGGAGGGCAGGCCGAAACCCAAGGCAUGGCGUCUCCUACAGAGCGGAGGUCACCUCCUGCUGAUAUCCUGCAACUUAUGCACACUCUGAAGGCUCCCGCAGGCCGCUGCCUGGUGGACGUAUGGGGUGUCCGCAUGGAGAUGGGGUGGAGUGUGGUGACAGCAGGGGAGUGGGCCGUGUCCUUGUGGCAGCAGAGCUCUCCUGAGCAGUGGUGUCUGCUCCACACCUGGUCUUUCACUGAGCACCCAGUCAUUGCCCUGCUCCCUGUGCCAGAUGCCCCAGGUCUUGUGUGUGCUGCUCUCGGUCAACUGGAGAUCAGAGAGGCCAGGAUCCUUUCCUUCGUCAACGCUGGAGGCCCGUUCUCCCAGUCGGUGCUGUGCACUGGGGAGAUCCAGGCAGUGCUGGGGGUGUCUGAGGGCAGGCUGGUCUGCUCCGCCUCUUCUGGGUCGACUCAGAUGGUGACUGUGGCCCAGUUGACAAAGGACGGCAGGCCGCAGGAGUCGCUCUCCCUGGUGUCUCCUGGGCAGGGUGUCCACGCUCUGGCCCCUGUGGAAGGAGAGCCAGACGCUCUGAUUGGCUCCACAGACGCCGGCCAUCUGGUCCUCUGGAAUAUGAGGACUGGCCACCUGCUGCAGAGUUUUGCCCUGGGGGAGUGUCUUCUAGGGGCCACGUGUCUAAGAGGAUACUCAGAGGGUGGUGUCCUGUUCGUGUUGCUCCAGCAUAAGUUUCUCAGUCAGGAAGAUGGCGUGCUCUUCUCUCUGAUCGCCACAAACCCCAUCACGGCUCGAUACGUGUUGGCACACAGCCUAAUUCAGCCUGCGCUGUGCUCAGGGAGGUUCACGGAUGUGGACGUGUGUGGAUCGUCACUGGCGGUGGCAUUCCGGUGUGGGACAUUGGCUACGUGGGAUCUCCACCAGUGGGACUUGGGGGCUAGGCUGGCUCAUGCUCCAGAGGAAGGGUGUAAUGUUGUUCGCUGGGCAGGCCCCAGCUCUCUGCUGAUAGGAAACCUCAGUGGAGAUGUGUCCCUGUACCAGUAUACAGGAGGGCACUGGGCUGCUAAACCAGAGUAAUGCCUACACACAUACACACACACACACACACACACACACACACAUAAUCUCACUUCUUCCCGCUGCUAACAGUUUGCAUGUUUGGGACUUAUGUUGCAUCAGUAUUUCUGCUCCACACAACAGCCACUGAGCAAGAAAGGCUCAUUCUUGUUCAAAGUAUUUUAACUUUUUAAGCAAACCAGAGGACAGUUUUAAAAAUGUUCUGUGCUUUGAGAUUUUGUAAUCAUUCAGUUGAAGAGCAGUUCAGGCCUCCCAGACUAGUUCUAAAUGCCCUCCAGACCUCUCCAAAAGACAUUGAUAUCAGCAGGAAGUUUGAUUUUAAUGCAGUCGAUUUAGAAUGUCAUUUUAAUUAUUAAUACAAGUACAGCUAUUAAUAUAGUUAUCUAUAUUGCGUUUCAUACAAAUAAAACAGAAAUGUUUGAAGUAAUCUUUUCAAAAGACAUAAAAAGAAAUACAAGAUUAUAAAUAAAUUUCUGCAUUUUGGAAAGUGCGUGUAUGUGUAUAUACAUAUAUGUGUAUUUAUGUAUGUACUCUGUAUAUACUCUGUAUAUGUAUUAUGAGAGAGUGAAUUCUGUGAACAGAGGAACCCUUCACAGAACUGCCCAUGGCUGGAUGUUUUUUGUCCAUCACGCCACGUUCUCUGCAAACUCUUGACAAUGCAAAGUGUGAAAAUCCCAGGAAGAUGGCACCAUUUGAGCUGCUGAAACCAUUAUGUCUGAUACCAACAAUCACACCACGUUUAAAUUCCCACUACUACGACGUACACCGAUGACAUGGAGAUCGACUUGACCUUCUCU